Molecule: messenger RNA, 1056 nt
Organism: Camelina sativa (false flax)
Lineage: Eukaryota; Viridiplantae; Streptophyta; Magnoliopsida; Brassicales; Brassicaceae
Source: RefSeq, a predicted model, not a curated record
AUGGGAAAGAAAGAUGAAGAGUACUAUUGUCGGAAGGGAGAUAGUGAAAAUAAUGUAGGAGAAAAAUCAAGAGAUGAUGAUGAGAACUGUAGAUUUGAUUACUAUGACGAUAGUGAUAGUGCAAGUUCAGGGGAUGAAGACUAUCAUUUAUACUCCAAUUUUGUACCGGAUGGAGGAGAGGAAACAUUGAAUGAAGGAGUUGGAGGUGGGUGUGGAACAGAUGAAAAGAUAGUUGUUGUUGUUGAUGGAGCCUUUUUGAAGGGUGAAUACAAAGAGACUCUACUGAUAGCAACAACACAAGAUGAAAACUUUAAUAUAUUUCCAUCAGCGUAUGCGGUUGUUGAUACAAGGAAUGACGAGUCGUGGGAAUGGUUUUUUAGGCAAUUGAGUUGUGUAAUUCCUGAUGAUGAAAGAUUUGCACUGAUAUCUGAUUGGCACAAAUCUAUAGGGAACGCUAUUGGUAAAUUGUUAAUCCGCAAUAGCAUGCUUACUUGCAUCGUGCAUAUGUAUGCAAGUGGAGCAGGGCUCACUUUCCUGGUGAUAAAGUACAACUUCACAACGAGAAACAUUGCAGAAUCGAUAAACAAAGUAAUGAAUCCUGUUAGAGCUUAUCCCAUUGCCGAGUUACUAGAUGUGGUCCGAAAUAUGCUGACACGUUGGUUUGCUAGAAAGAGAAAAAAAGCUACCGCAAUUCCAACUGUACUGACGAAAGGAGUGGAGAAUCUGUUGGAGGCACGUAUUGAACAUUCAAGGCGUCUAAAUUUUGAAGAAAUUGAUAAUCAAUUUCAAGUCACAGGAGAAAAGACAUGUUCAUGUAGGCAUUUUGAUUUGGAGAGGAUUCCAAGCUUACAUGCUAUCACAGUCGCAGAGAAGGCUAAACAAUCCCGUAUACAACAGUGUCAUGCAUACUAUCGUAAAGACAACCUCUGCAAUGGUAAUGAGAAGUCGAUAAUGCCGAUAGAUAUGUCCUGCAUUGUUCUACUACGGUUACAUUGUAUAAAUGUAAACUGUCUUUCGUUAGGAAUCCUCCAGAAAGACCAAAGAUGUCGAGAAUGA